Molecule: messenger RNA, 3968 nt
Organism: Manis javanica (Malayan pangolin)
Lineage: Eukaryota; Metazoa; Chordata; Mammalia; Pholidota; Manidae
Gene: PALB2
Product: partner and localizer of BRCA2
Biological process (GO): double-strand break repair via homologous recombination
Cellular component (GO): nucleoplasm
Molecular function (GO): protein binding; DNA binding
Source: RefSeq, a predicted model, not a curated record
UGAGAGGCGGCUAUAAUUGGCCGGGGUUAGAAGCGCGCGGGGCCCGCGUGGGCCAAUCGAUCCCGCGCCGCGGGGAGCCUGGACCCCCUCUUUCUUCCCGGGGUGCCUCCGGCGUCCUGGGCCAGCCGGGAUCUUCGCGUCCUCAUGUCCGGGGGCGGUGACGGCUGCUUUUUCCGUUCGGCUGCUGGUCCGAUGGAAGAGCCUCCCGGGAAGCCCCUCAGCUGUGAGGAGAAGGAAAAGUUGAAGGAAAAAUUAGCAUUCUUGAAAAGGGAAUACAGCAAGACACUGGCCCGCCUUCAGCGUGCCCAAAGAGCUGAAAAGGUUAAGAAUUCUGUUAAGAAAACAGUGGAAGAGCAAGAUUGCUUGCUCCAACAGGAAGUUUCCCCUCACCUUAACCGCUCAGAACCUAAAAGUAAAGUAUCUCCUUGUGACACAUUACAAAUCAACACCCAUGUUGAUGAAGAAACUGGAGAAAAGACAUCUAUCACACUUGACAUUGAGCCUGAAUCCUUUAGCCCUGAACAUGGCCCAGUGGCAGGAUUAUGCACACAAAGAACAGCUGAUAUCCAAGAACAUUUUCCCUAUAUGAUCAAUGGCCCUGAUGGUGAGAAAAGGCAGCAUGAGCUGCCAAGGAGAAGCAAGAAGCAGCAGAAAAGAACAUUUAUUUCACAGGAGAGAGACUCUUUUUUUGACACUGAUUCCCUCACACCCUUUGGAAAAAGACUAAAGGAGCAAGAAGAAAUCAAGAGAGAAAAUCCUAGGGCACCUAAAAUGGACAUAAGAACUGACCAUUCAAGUCCUAACUCUGACAUUCCAAAUUCUCCAGCACCAAUUACUGAAACAAAUGCAGGGAGUGUGUUAAUUCCACCAACUGCCAAACGACAAAGAAGUGUGGGUGUGCUCUCAAGAGGAAGUAGUUUCCCCAGGGCUACUUUGCUUCCUUUGUGUACUUCAUCAGGUAGCAGUAGUGGUCAGCACCUUGAACAGAAGCUGCCUGAAGGGAACUUUGAACCUACUACUCACUGUUUCAAAAGCAGUAGCCCCGCUUUACCUGUAAACCUGGAGGCACAAGACAAAAGCAUGACUGUCUUUACAAGUAACCCAGAAGUAAACAGAGCUGCUAUAAGGGCAUGUGGCCAACUGCCUAGAAGUCCUAACUCAGAGGCAGACAAUUCAUGUCCUAUAAAUGAACUCACUCAUGAUCACUUACUGGCAAAUGAAAACCAAAACUUAAAAGAACAAAAGGACACAGAGAAGUCUUUAAAAUUUCCCCAUAAUGCUCUCAGUGGUCGAAAUGAAAGUGUAGAGGAAAAUGACAUUCUAAGUCAGUCCAAGAGUCUUAGCCUAGAAGUAAUUUCUCCUAUUUCUACAGAAAAUCAAACACAUUCUUGCACAAUGCUUGAAGGCCUAUUUCCUGCAGAAUAUUAUGUUAUAACAACACGACACAUGUCCAAUUGCCAAAGGAAAAUAGCCCUGGAGGCUGUAAUUCAAAGUCAUUUGGAUAUCAAAAAGAAAGGAUUUGAAAAUAAAAAUAAGGAAGCUUCUAAAAAUUUAAAUCUUCCCAAUGAGGAAACCAACCAAAGUGGAAUUAGGAUGUCUGACACAUGCAUAGGACCACCAAGUUCAAGAAGUCCUCAGACACUUCCGUCCUUAAGUGAAGUCAACUCUUCCGCUGGGCCCACUAAAGAUGACUUUUCUAGGAAGGUGGUUGUCCAGCCAGGUGGUAGAAGACAGCGAGGGAAAAGGAAGUCAAUCUGCCCCCCUGUAUUGGACGAUCAUGAAGUACUUUUGCCAACUUCUGGGACAUCAGGUGUUAAUAGGUCUAAGGAAGAAGUUGCCUUGUAUAAAGAUCAAAAAGAAAAGGCAAUCAUUCAUGGAAAAGAAAGUUAUCGUCAGAAAGAGGACUGCCUUUCUCCCAGUAACAGUCCUUAUUUAGCUGUGGAUGGUGAUGCCUUCCAUGCUCCAGUUCAUAAGAAUGAAAUGCUGAAUGUAAAGCAGUUGUCAUCUUUUCUCAAAAUCACAGACUUUGAGUUACCUGAUGAAGAUUUUGGACCUCUUAAGCUUGAAAAACCCAAGUCCUCCUCAGAAAAGCCAGUUGAGCUUUUUGGAUCAAAAACACACGGAGAGAGGCAUCUUAAAGAGGGAAAUGGUAUUGUCUUGGAGGAACUGGCUCCUAAACAAAUUGAUAAAGAAAUGGAGAGCUUGGAAGAAGAAAUUGUUCUACCAAAAAAAGCACACCUUAAAAUGCCAACCCUAAAAAGCCAGCCUCAGAAGAAGGGCCUUUCUUCAUCCAUAUUGCUUUUCACUCCUUUAAAUACUGUUGUACCUGAUGAUGCUGACAGACAGAUAGUAGAUAUGUGCUCACCUGCUUUCCCUAUUUUAGGCACUACUCCAGCUUUUGACUCCCAAGCACACUGUGAAAAAGGGUCUGCAGAGAUUAAUGGACCAACUUGCUCUAUACCCCAUCUUGCUCACCUGGAAGACAGUAGUCAUAAACAAUUUAGCAGUUGGACCAACCCACCCAAAUUGGAUAGCAGCCUGUGUGUUUCCAAUAGGAAAGGACAGCCUUCCCGUGACUCUGAUUCUGGUCCCCAGGCAACACCUCUACCCACUGACUCAUUCACUUUCAAAGACCAUCAGCCUUGUGGAAAUUCAUGUGUGGAACUGAGGAAACAUUCUACUGAACAGACUGAACUAGCAGACCUUCCUGUCUGUGAUAGCCUAACCUGCAACCUACAAUUGGUUUCAAAGUUAAAGAAUCCCUCAGGUUCCUGUUCUGUGGAUGUGAGUGCCAUGUGGUGGGAAAUAGCUGGUUUCCGAGAGCCAUGUAUUAUAACUGCUUGUGAAUAUGUUGUUUCUCUUUGGAAACCUCUGGAUACUUGGCAGUGGGAAAAAAUUUAUUCCUGGCACUUCACCGAGGUUCCAGUAUUACAGAUAGUUCCUGUGCCUGAUGUCUGCAAUCUGGUGUGUGUUGCUUUGGGAAAUCUGGAAAUCAGAGAGAUCAGAGCAUUACUUUGUUCCUCUGAUGGUGAAAGUGAAAAGCAAGUACUACUGAGUUCUGGAAAUAUAAAAGCUGUGCUUGGCCUGACAAAGAGGAGGCUAGUCAGUAGCAGUGGGACACUUUGUGAUCAACAAGUAGAAGUCAUGAUGUUUGCAGAAGAUGGAGGAAGCAAAGAAAAACAGUUUUUGAUGCCCCCUGAAGAAACUGUAUUAACUUUUGCUGAGGUCCAAGGGAUGCAGGAAGCUCUUCUUGGUACCACUAUAAUGAAUAGCAUUGUCAUUUGGAAUUUAAAAACUGGUCAACUCCUGAAAAAGAUGCACAUUGGUGAUUCCUACCAUGCUUCGGUCUGUCACAAAGCCUAUUCUGAAAUGGGGCUCCUGUUUGUUGUUCUGAGUCAUCCUUGUGCCAAAGGGAGUGAGCUGUUGGGAAGCCCUGUGUUUCAGCUGAUUGUGAUUAACCCUAAGACGACCCUGGGCAUGGGUGUGAUGCUCUACUGUCUUCCUCAGGGGCAGGCUGGAAGGUUCCUGGAAGGUGACGUAAAAGAUAAUUUUGCAGUAGCAGUAUUGACUUCUGGAACAAUCGCCAUUUGGGACUUACUUCUAGGUCAUUGCACUGCUGUCCUCACACCUGUCUCUGGCCAAAGUUGGUCUUUCGUUAAAUGGUCAGGUACAGAUUCUCAUUUGCUGGCUGGACAAAAAGAUGGAAAUAUAUUUAUAUUCCGCCACUAAGAAGUUAAGAUGAAAACACAUGUGUUCUGGAUAUAUUUGUCUGAAUGACAUUUAAAAUAAUUACUUGUAUUCCUUGAACAUUCAUUUUUUAUUGUGAUGGUGGUGGCACUACUGAUCUGGAAUGUUCAUUUAUACUUUGGGGAGAAAAUUUUAGGUUGAUUUUUAUAAUUCAUUUGCACAUUUGCUUUUAAAGGUGUACGUACAGCUUCAAAUGUUAAUAAAUAUUUAUUUUGAUACAU